CCACCUGCACAGUCUAGAGCGAGGUAUAGCAAGGCAGCAAGCUGCAGAGCAUAGCAUUCGCCGGCGAAUAUAAUCUAGCUAGCUAGCUAGACCGAUCGAUACCUCUCAUGGCGUCCAGCUCGAGCGCGUUGAGGAUGCCGGUGGUGACGUGCGCCGUGGUGCUCCUGCUGCUGCUGUCCGCCGUCUCACGCUGCGAGGCCGACCUCCUGCAGGUGGCGGUGGCCGGCCGGAGAAUGCUGGCCGGCGGGAGCAAUGCCCCCGCCGUCUUCUCGGGGCAGCUGGCAGGGACGGCUGUGUCGAGCAGCGCGCGGCGGUCAGCAGCUGGGAGGGCGGCGGCGGCGAUGCCCUACUCUGAGUCGAAGAGGUCCAGCCCCGGCGGCCCGGACCCUCAGCACCAUUAAUUAAGCUCGCGCUGACGUGCAAGCUCUUGUCAAGGAGCGUGCGUCCGUUAAGGAGGGUGUACGCAUGCGCAUGGGUGGUAGGUUACUCAAACAUGAGUUUUGUACUUCGUGUCUCUCUCAAGCACGCAAGGAAAAUAAAAUGGUGUACUUGAUCUUUCCCGUUUCCCGACUCACUGGUCGAUGGAGAUACAACGGGAGUGGAUUAUGAUUAUCUAUAUAUACAAUGCAUUCGUCUUUUUUUU
Molecule: messenger RNA, 643 nt
Organism: Hordeum vulgare subsp. vulgare (domesticated barley)
Lineage: Eukaryota; Viridiplantae; Streptophyta; Magnoliopsida; Poales; Poaceae
Exons: 1
Coding region: 108-401 (97 amino acids)
Biological process (GO): cell-cell signaling involved in cell fate commitment
Molecular function (GO): receptor serine/threonine kinase binding
Source: RefSeq, a predicted model, not a curated record